Messenger RNA from Bicyclus anynana (squinting bush brown), 2732 nucleotides. RefSeq lists its product as uncharacterized. The coding region runs from base 190 to 2556 and encodes 788 amino acids. Gene Ontology annotation, biological process: adenylate cyclase-modulating G protein-coupled receptor signaling pathway; cell surface receptor signaling pathway. The record is from RefSeq and is a predicted model, not a curated record. Gene Ontology annotation, molecular function: peptide hormone binding; G protein-coupled peptide receptor activity. The transcript has 10 exons. NCBI's taxonomy places the organism in Eukaryota, Metazoa, Arthropoda, Insecta, Lepidoptera, Nymphalidae. Gene Ontology annotation, cellular component: plasma membrane.
CUUAGUUGCUAACAAUCAACAAACAACGAGGAUUGUUGUUUCAUCUCACUCAGGAAUGUUUGCAGACAGACAUUUCCCUUGUAUCUCCAAUAUAUCCGAACGUCCUCUUGCUUCGAUCAGAUAUAUUAUUUAGAUUGCGCGAAUUAAUUUUGAUUUUGUCGCUAUGAUAUUUGUGUGUGUGUAAUUUAAAUGAUGUGGAGAGUGAUUAAGUUAUUGAACUUUGUGUUGUGCUUAAGGACAGUUUGUGAUGCUCAGGUGGUGGAGAGUCACUACAUCGAUGGCCUCACCUCGGAGAAGAUGCAGUCGAGCGUGUGGCACCAGCGCACUCCUCGCCUGGCCGUGCACUCCAACAACCAGCUGGAGUGCGAGCGACCUAGCAUUUAUUUUUGUGAGGAGCCACCCAACAUGAUUCCCGUAGAGAGUACAAAGAGCUGCAACUACCGCAACAUCUGGUACCACGAGCAGGUGUACCGCUGGGUGGCGGGUCGAGGCUGUCUGCUCUUCACUCCCGACUUCCUGUUCGUGGCUGGCAGGAACACUAUCAACCUGAACACGGGGUGUGUGUAUGGGAACCUGUUCGCACCAUGCUUGGAAGUUAUGAGAGAAGAUGGCACAUGCGCUUGUUUUCCCUUCGACCCAAGCCUCCAGGAAGUAGCCCGGGCUGUACGGAAGGCGCUAGUGCCGUCUAUACACGGACGGUGGGAGAGGUGUUUCUAUGGAGCCGUCGAUUGCUGCAGUCACUUUACGAAUUGGGACAACUCUGUACCAGAAGACAAUAACCAAUGUCCGCCGACGUUCGAUGGGUGGACGUGCUGGCACCCGGCACAAAAUGUCACCGUUGCCCGCGCAGUGUGCCCAGAGUUCGCUUAUUCCAAUUCUGGACCUACUUGUCAUCAUUUCAGUCACAAGGAAUGCCAUUCCCAUGGCGCGUGGGAAUUACAAACCGACUAUACCACUUGCAGCAUCACUCCUCGCCUCUUACGACGAUAUAAUUAUUACAUCGGCAUUUUAGCUUUCUCAGUGGCCACCAGUUUCCCCGCUAUAUGCAUUUUCAUUUGCUACAAAAGGCUGCGAGUCACAAGGGUCGCCCUUCACAGGAACCUUCUCAUCGCUAUUGUUGUACGAAACAUCAUUGUUAUAAUCAGCAGAAAUGAGAUCUAUAUCGACGAGUUGACUAACGCAGGGGAAACGAUCAUGUCACAAAAUGGCGUCGCAUGCCGAGUGUUGAGCUUCGCUGAGAGACUCGCGGGCAAUGCUGUGUUCGUUUGCAUGCUGCUGGAGGGAAUCUAUCUCCACAGGCUGAUUGUGACCGUGUUCAAACAGAAGCUGAACAUGAAGAUACUGUACUGCGUCGGAGUAUUUUAUGCAGUGCUGCCAGUUAUCGCCUGGUCGGUAGUCAUGAGCCUGUUCAACGACCACUCCUGCUGGCUGGUGUACACCAUGGACAACGUGCAAUGGAUCAUCGACGCGCCUCGCUUGCUCAUUCUUGCGAUCAAUCUCGUACUCUACAUCGACGUACUGAGAAUCCUGUUCACUAAGAUAAGGAACAACGAAAACGCUACUCAACUAAGCACAGUAAAGGCCACGCUGUUCCUGAUGCCUAUAUUCGGAGUCCAGUUUCUAUUCACAGUGUUCCGGCCGUACACUACUAACUGCGAUGUUGAACAGUUUUACUACAUAGUCGCCUACACCGUCGAAGGCUUGCAGGGCUUUAUCGUCGCAUUACUGUACUGCUAUGUUAAUAAGGAGGUGCAUGCAUUAAUGAAAGCUACAUACAAAAAAGCAGAAAAUACUAUCACAACUCGCUUCAAAGGCUCUAAAUACUAUCCUCGCAUAAGCGUAGAUCCUAAAACAGAUAGACGAUUCACUUACACAUCUGCACUUACCACAACAAAGACAGAUGACACGAAAAACCAUUACACAACAAUGGAACCAAAACUACAUGUUGCAGAGAUAAUAUCAAUACAAGACACAGAAAGACUUGCGGAGUUCUUAGACCCAGUUUAUGAAACAAUUAACAAUUGUGUAAACACUGAAGGUUACGACUGGUUAAAACGAUCAAACGCUGACAAAGAUCUAGAGGUUCUGCCCAGUAGAUUUAAUAUAGACGAUUACUAUGGUUUCACAAAUGCGUCAAGUAUUUCUAUAACCUGCCCGGAGUGGUUGAGACGAGUGUCAUCAUCAUCAUCAAGUAGUAUUUAUAAUUCUACGCCAGUCUCAUGUAAUGUGAUACAAGAAGAAGUUUCAAGAGAUACUAACAAUAUUGAAGAAACACCUUCCUGUGAAAAUAUAGAAGAUAAUAAAGAAGAUAAUCGUCCGAAAUCAAACGAGUAUGAAAUUGUAGCAAAUACAAAAAGUAACAAUAUUGAUAAUGUAAUAGAAUCAGUAAACUGUCAUCAUCAAUGUGUGACUGACUUGGAAUUAGAUUGUGGACAUUAUGAUAAUAUGCUAGAUGAAAUUAUACAGUGUAUGAAAACCGAUGACGUCAAAUUAGAUCCAGAUGUUCUGACACCAAAUAGAUCGGAAGAUGAUAAAAUUGUUUUUAUGGAUGAUUAACUAUAAUAUGAUUAAUUACUGAUUAUGAUGAUGAUUUGUACCUAACACGUAUACUCGUAGAGAGGCAAGCCAUUAUUUAGUUUUAUGAGAUUAUUUGUACUCAAUGGAAAUUGAUUUGUAUUCGUAAAUUUUAUUUAUUUUUCUAAAAAUAAACUUUACAGUAUUCACGCUUUUCA